AUGAAGCCUAUUCAACAGAAUAAAGAUCCGAGAACAACCAACCUAGCCUUGGAUAAUUUCACUGGCUCGAUCUAUUUUAUUACUACUGAACUUACCGACGACGAACAGCAAAUUCAAUCGAUGUUGACAUCACCGCGAACAAAUUCCGUCGACCAUUUAACUCCUAGUCAUCAUGUUGCCUUAAUUACUCAGCCUGUCUUAGGUGCUCGAUCAAGAUCACGAAAGAAACCGACUAAGAUUCUGGAAGAAACAUCGAGAAGAAAUAAAGCGAACGUUCAUCGAGGAUCAUACAAUGAUUCUCCAUCAUUAGUUAUACCCGUUCAUCGAGUCGAUACAUCUCAAUAUCAAAAGUCGAACACUUAUUCGAAUAGUCAUCGUGAAUCAUCUGACUCAGGAUUAGACUUAUCUUCGUCUACCACAUCAUCUGUACAACUUCAACAAUAUUCACAACCACAUCCAAUGGGGCAUCGACCAUUAAGUGCAUUGAAUGAGGACUCAAGUACUGAUGACGGUUAUCAUGAUGAUCAACAACAACAACAAUCUUCACAGAGUUCUACGCGUCUUCGCUUUCCGCCAGUUAAUUUCGGUCGAAAUCGGUCGAUGGAAGAUAUGUUGGGCACACAGAAACGUGAACAGCAACGAUCGGGUUCCUUCACAGACGAACAUCAAUUGAGAAUUCCAUCACGACAUGAUCAUAAAAUGAAACGAUCAAGUGAAGGUGCACUUCUUGAUCUUCUUGAUAACCCGACAAACUCCUCUCGACGAUCGAAUGCUAUCCGAACUGAACUUCUCUAUCCAACAGCGGUUCAACAUCGAUCGUUAAAUGAUUUAAUUGAUAAACAUUCGAAUCCAGCUAGCCGUAAUGAGUCGAAUAUGUCAACAAAUAUGACUAAUUUAGUAUUAACACAGACGGUCAUUCGAAAGCCAAACACAUCAACAUUAAAACCGUUACGAAAAAAAACAAAAUUAAAUAUUAUUAUUGAACCAGCCGUACCAUUAACAUCAUCACGUUUAGCUAUUUAUGAUGAACAAACAAAUGGACCAGCUGAAGCAACAAGUGGCUCAAGUAAUCAAACAACGCCUCGUUCAAUUCAGCCUACUGUUCAACAACAUCAGGUCAAAUCGAAGACAACGACACCUCUCGGUUACUAUCCCAACCCUGAACACAUCAAAACUCAUGUCAAUCGAUCCGUUGUUGAAAGACAAUAUCAUCCACCCGUCCGUCGAGGUGUUCUUCAGCAAUUAGUCCCUUUCGAUGCUUCACCAUCAAAAGUCAAUAAACUUCUAAGACAUCAUGUUCAACAUCAACACCCGACAAUCAGUUUUUAUCCAAGUAUGCACAUCGCAGUGUCACCAUCUCGACAACCUAAACAAACUUCACGAACACACUCCAAUGACGACGAAACAUUUUCUAACAUUGACGAUGACAAAAGAAAACACCGUUUAAAACAAAAGAAUGAUUUCGACAACAAUAACAAUAAAUUAUCCCGACGAUUCAAAGAUCACAAUGACAAGUCCUCAAUUGAUCAAAAUGUACCGAAGUACUUCAUUAAAACCACUCAGCGAACAUCGGAAAAAUUUCCGACGAAGAAAAUGUCCCACAAUCGAUCGAUUGAAAAUCUUGACGACCGUCAAUCAAUUGAAAAUAUGUUUACAGGCACUCCACGUCAUCACCAGGAAUAUCGUGAACGACACUUGCAUAUCACUGAAGCGAAUCGAAAUCGACGUGGAUCAGGUCAAUCAAAUAGUACAACAGGAAAAUCCCAAGACAGUAAAUCUUUCAAUCGACGACAUCUCGGAUACCAACUCGAUCCACUUCGCACUCAGGGAUUCAAAUCAACAGAAGUUAAAGUGCAAAACCAUACAAACGAGAGAAACAUCAAUAAACCAAAUGAAUUUCAUAGUCAACAGGGUGUACAUAAAUAUCCUUAUGCGGAUUCACAAAUUUAUCCGUCGAAAACAUCCGAGACAUCUUCGAACAGAAAUUCGAUUCUUCUCAAUCCGAUUCAUUUAAACGAACAGCAAACAAAACAAAAGCCGCAGAUUGGUGUAACUUUGAAAACAGUUCGUCUUCAACCAUUUGUGUCUACGAAUACUUAUCAGUUACAACGCGAACGAGAAAUUAGUCGAUUGAGCGAUACUUCAAAAGCCGAAUCAACUCCGACGAAACAGCAAACCGUCGACAAAGAUCCCACUGUCGAUUUUCGUUCGCGAUCACCAACAUCUUGGUCAGUUAUUUCCGAACAUCAAAAACAUGAAUCAUCACAAGAUGAUCUGAACGAAAAGAAUAACGAUGAACCCCUUCAUACGUAUCGAAUAGCAACUAAUGAUCAAGAACAGACUGUUCCUUCUUCAUUACCAUCAUCACUUAUAGAUCAUACAUAUCCGUUCACAUUCACACCGGAUUCUGAAAUUAAUGAUAAUCAUGGUUCGUCAAAAGAGAAAUCGAAUCUAUCCGAUAUUUACACGAUAUCCGAACAUGGCAGUACGCAGAAAAUCAUCGACCAACAGUCACCAAAGAAAAAAUAUUACUCACCGCCACCGAAAAUGACUAUUGUAUCAGAUAAAGAUGAAGUUCCGUCCAAUUAUGACAGUGAUGAUGGUUGGAGUGAUGAUUCUGCUGAACUUUUAUAUGUCGAUGAACGUUACGCAAAAGAGAAGAAAAAAUUAUCUUCAUCUACACAUCUAUCUAACCAACAACAUUAUUAUUAUCAAAUUCAACAACAAAAUGUGCUUCUACAGUAG
Adineta ricciae is the source of this 2745-nucleotide messenger RNA. NCBI's taxonomy places the organism in Eukaryota, Metazoa, Rotifera, Eurotatoria, Adinetida, Adinetidae. The record is from the annotation of a GenBank genome assembly.